AGAACAAAAACUCAACAAACCAUUCAUUGGCUAUAUCUUAUUACCUCAUGGAUAUUUUUGUUAAUCAUGUAUAAAUGGCGACUUUUGUGAUGGGUUACUUCUUAUUGUUCGCUGUUGCGUUCGUGUGUUUGGAUGCGAGGACGGACAAAACGCAAGAUUAUACGUCGUUUCAGUACCAUAAAGGAGCCCUCCUUACCGGAGACGUCUCCAUCAACCUGAUAUGGUACGGUAAGUUUAAACCGUCGCAGCGUGCAAUCGUAACCGACUUCGUUGCUUCCCUCUCGUCUUCCCGCAGAUCGACAGUUGCUCCCUCAGUCGCCACGUGGUGGAAAACGGUGGAGAAGUAUUACCAUGUCAGCAAGACGACGACGAUGACACGUGGACUCACGCUCUCACUCGGAGAACAGAUUCUCGACGAAGGAUACUCAAUGGGAAAAUCUUUAACAGAGGGAAACCUCAAAGCCUUGGCCGCAAAAGGCGGUCAAAGCUAUGCGGUUAACGUGGUGUUGACCUCAGCUGACGUGUCUGUCCAAGGCUUUUGCAUGAACAGAUGCGGGUCACACGGGUCAGGUUCCGGGUCAGGCAAGAAAGGAUCAAAAUUCGCUUACAUCUGGGUCGGAAACUCAGAGAAACAAUGUCCAGGACAAUGCGCGUGGCCAUUCCACGCGCCGGUUUACGGACCGCAAAGCCCACCACUUGUGGCACCAAACAACGACGUUGGUUUAGAUGGGAUGGUGAUUAACUUGGCAAGUCUAAUGGCUGCGACCGCAACGAACCCAUUCGGAGAUGGGUAUUACCAAGGGCCUAAAACGGCACCGCUUGAAGCUGGAUCGGCUUGCACUGGAGUCUAUGGGAAAGGUUCGUAUCCAGGUUAUGCUGGAGAGUUACUUGUGGAUGCAACGACCGGUGGGAGUUAUAACGCUAAGGGAUUGAAUGGGAGGAAAUAUUUGCUACCGGCUUUGUUUGACCCCAAAACAUCUACUUGCUCGACUAUGUUUUGAAUAACAUAAUUACAUUAGAUACGAGGUUUUUUUUUUUGUUUAUACUUGAUAUAUUCUUUUGGUCGUCUUUUUAAUUAUUCUUUUGUAACACGAAUUAGUAAUGAAAUCAUUUGCUAUUA
Messenger RNA from Arabidopsis arenosa, 1120 nucleotides. NCBI's taxonomy places the organism in Eukaryota, Viridiplantae, Streptophyta, Magnoliopsida, Brassicales, Brassicaceae. The record is from the annotation of a GenBank genome assembly.